Colletotrichum orchidophilum is the source of this 171-nucleotide messenger RNA. RefSeq lists its product as uncharacterized. The transcript has a single exon. NCBI's taxonomy places the organism in Eukaryota, Fungi, Ascomycota, Sordariomycetes, Glomerellales, Glomerellaceae. The record is from RefSeq and is a predicted model, not a curated record. Bases 1 to 171 code for a protein of 56 amino acids.
AUGCAGGGCACGCCGUUGUUUCCGUCCCACAAGGCGUUAUUGAUUUGGACGACCGGUGUUUACUUUUUUGAAAAUUUUCUGUCACUUUUUCCUUUUUUUUUCUCUCUCACUCUUCCCUGUGAACCUUCUUCUUCAAUAUGUCGAUCUCGUGAGAAAUACUGCGAGGUUUGA